Molecule: messenger RNA, 1390 nt
Organism: Aphanomyces invadans
Lineage: Eukaryota; Oomycota; Saprolegniomycetes; Saprolegniales; Verrucalvaceae
Product: 4-hydroxyphenylpyruvate dioxygenase
Exons: 1
Coding region: 32-1294 (420 amino acids)
Biological process (GO): L-tyrosine catabolic process
Molecular function (GO): 4-hydroxyphenylpyruvate dioxygenase activity
Source: RefSeq, a predicted model, not a curated record
GGAAAUUCGUAUUGGCACGCACACCGCCGCCAUGGCCGCCGCCUCGAACAACCACAAGACGAUGAAGCUAGUCGGGUACGAGAACUUUGUCCGGCACAACCCUAUGUCGGACCGCUUCCCCAUGCACAAGUUUCACCACGUUGAGUUCUACACGCAAGACGCAACGAACGUGUCCAAGCGUUUUGGGUGGGCUGCCGGCUUGAAACUUGUCGCCAAGUCGGACCAGAGCACGGGUAACCACGUGUACGCGAGCUACGUCAUGCAAUCGGGCGAACUACAAAUCGUCAUCACGGCGCCGUACUCGCGCCAGCAGCAAAAGGUGGACCAUGUCGCUCCCAACCAAGGGUUUGACAAUGCUUUCGCUCACGAAUUUUGUGCCAAGCACGGGUUGGCUGUCCGCGCCAUGGCCAUCACGGUCGAUGACGCCACCGUCGCGUACGAGACCUCUGUUAAGAACGGCGCCGUGGGCAUCACGUCCCCCAAGACGACGACUGAUGCUGCCACCGGUCAGGUACAAGUGCUGUCAGAAGUCAAGCUGUACGGCGAAGUCGUUUUGCGGUUCAUUUCGGGCAAUUACACUGGUCGCUUCAUGCCUGGCUACGAAAACGUGGAUGGACCGGAUGUCAGCAUCGGCAUCCAACGCUUGGACCACGCCGUCGGCAACGUACCCAACCUAAUGGAGGCUGUCAACGACAUCUGCGGGUUCACUGGCUGGCACGAAUUCGCCGAGUUCACGGCGGACGAUGUUGGCACGGUGGACUCGGGCCUGAACUCGAUGGUGCUCGCCAACAACAGCGAAAUGAUCUUGCUCCCGAUGAACGAGCCCACGUUCGGCACCAAGCGCAAGUCGCAGAUCCAGACGUUCUUGGAGCAAAAUGAAGGGCCCGGCCUCCAGCACAUGGCGCUCAAGACCAACGACAUCUUCCACACGAUGUCCGAGAUGCGCAAGCGCACGCACUUGGGUGGGUUCGACUUUAUGCCCAAGCCGUCGGCCGCGUACUACAAGAACCUGCCGACCAAGAUCGGCGACGUGUUCACGGCUGCCCAGUACGAGCAGAUCGAGCAGCUCGGUCUGUUGGUGGACAAGGACGACCAGGGUAUUUUGCUCCAAAUCUUCACCAAGCCGCUGGGCGACCGCCCCACGUGCUUUUUCGAGAUCAUCGAGCGCGUGGGGUGCAUGGAAGAAGUGGCCGGCCGCCUCGAACAAGCUGCGGGCUGCGGUGGCUUUGGCAAGGGCAACUUCUCGGAGCUGUUCAAGUCCAUUGAAGACUACGAACGCACGUUGGAUGUCUAAGUUGUCUUGCCAAGUCCAUUUUGAGUUACUAUAUCUCGUUUGAAUUGUACUUCGGCAACUAUGUUAAGUACAAGUUGUCCUCACGUCGAUACCCCA